Molecule: messenger RNA, 5802 nt
Organism: Pundamilia nyererei
Lineage: Eukaryota; Metazoa; Chordata; Actinopteri; Cichliformes; Cichlidae
Gene: pdcd11
Product: programmed cell death 11
Exons: 36
Coding region: 94-5511 (1805 amino acids)
Biological process (GO): rRNA processing
Cellular component (GO): small-subunit processome; nucleolus; nucleus
Molecular function (GO): protein binding; RNA binding
Source: RefSeq, a predicted model, not a curated record
CUUCCGGGCUAAGGUCAUGGCGUGUUGCUGAACAGCAUGUGAGUUUGGAUAGCCACAAACCGGAGAUUUAAUACGUCUUAAAGAACUUCAUAGAUGGCAUCGGCGGAGGAGGACUUCCCUCGAGGAGGGACAGCAAAGAAGUCUACUGGGAGUAAAACAGUGGUUCAUCGAACAGAAGCGGACAAUUUGUUUCAGUCUAAUGAGCAAGCUGAAACCAAGAAAAGAAAGGCAGGAGCCAAAGAUGACAGCAAAAAGCUCAAGAAGCAAAAGGCAGAAGAAAAGAAAGUUGGCCUGACACUUAACGCUCCAGUCAAAUGUGUGGAAAUUCUGCAUGUUAAGGAUGUGAAGGAGGGCAUGCUGAUGCUAGGCUGUGUGAAAGAGGUGACAGACUUUGAGGUGACCGUCAGCCUGCCUAGUGGCCUGCAAGGCUUUCUCAGCAUCAAGAACAUCUGCGAUUCAUACACCAAGCUGCUGAGUGAGCAGCUGGACUCAGCUGACACAGAGGAAAUCUGCUCUUUGCCACACCUUUUCUACCCCGGCAUGGUGCUCAGGUGUGUGGUUGCCAAGUUGGAUGUAACGAAGAGAGGCUCGCUUAGCAUCCAGCUGUCAAUCAAUCCAAAACUGGUCAACAAAAAUCUGACCCCGAGUGGACUGAAAACUGGCAUGGUCUUGAGUGCGUGUGUGGAGAGCGUGGAGGAUUACGGCUACAUCAUUGACAUUGGUGUCAGUGGAACCAAGGCCUUUCUGUCUAAGGAAUCCCUGAAAUUCAAACACAACAAUGCUCAAGAGCUGAAAGUGGGUCAGUAUUUGACUUCCCAAGUAGAAGAGGUGAAGAAUGAUGGUCGCGUGGUCCAGCUUUCUGCUAACCUGACUACGAUUGCUCAGACUUGUGCUGAACCCAAGCAGGGCUGGAACCUCACAACACUUCUUCCUGGCCUUCUGGUCAAAGCUACCGUCAAGGAGGUGACCAAACACGGCCUGAUCCUGGACUUCCUGUCCUCGUUUAAUGGCCAGGUGGAUUUUCUCCACAUGGAGCCAGAACAGGCUUCCAGCUACACUAAGGGACUUCAGGUGAAUGCGCGCGUGCUGUACAUCGAGCCACAGACUCGUCUGGUGGGAAUGAGCCUGCGCAGCCACCUUAUUCAUCUUGAGACUGGGAUUGAGCCCGUUCCUGCAGGUAGGGAACGGAUUGGAGAGGUGGUGAAGGAGUGCAAGAUGACCGCUAUGCACCACCUGUCUGGAGGAGUGUUGGAACUUCCGGACAAAACGUUGGCCUUUGUACAUCGGAACCACCUGAAGGAGUCUAAUGAGCAAACUAAUGAAAACAGAGUGUUUGCCCAGCCUGAGCACAUCUGCAGGAUCCUGGACUUCAGCCCCAUGGAGCAAAUUCAUUUUGCUACUUUACGCAGGAGUGUGAUUGGGAAGCCUUUUUACAGAUACCAUGAUGUUCAAGCCGGUCAGGUUGUGGAGGGGACAGUGUCAGUCCUGCUGAGUCAUGGGAUGGUGGUGCAUCUGUCUGACCACAUUAAAGGUUUGGUGCCUCGAACCCAUCUGUCUGACAUUGUCCUGCAGAAUCCGGAGAAAAAGUACAUGGAGGGCAUGAAGGUCAAAUGUCGGGUGCUGUCAGUAGAGGCAGAGAAUAAGAAGCUGUACCUGACCAGAAAAAAGACUCUGGUUGAAAGCUCCUUGCCGUUGUUCCUGAGCUAUAAUGACACUCGUCCUGGUCGCGUGUCCCACGGCUAUAUCGUGAGCGUAAAAGACUUUGGCUGCAUUGUCCGUUUUUACAAUGGGGUUAAGGGUCUGGUGCCGCUCAGUGAGCUGAGCUCUGAGCCCAUCGUUCGUCCCGAGGACAUCUUCUACGUUGGGCAGGUGGUAAAGGCUAAAGUUCUUCAGUGUGAUCCUGAAAAGGGAAAGAUGGUGCUUUCAUUUAAGGCAGUGGUCAAAAAAGAAAAUGAGGAGACUGAAAAACCUGAGUUUGACUGUGAAGUGGGGAAGAGGCUGGAUGCAAAGGUGCUGAAAAAGUCACUCAACGGUUUGGAAGUGGCCAUCCUCCCGGAUGAGAUCCAUGCUGUACUGCCUAUGAGCCACCUGUCUGAUCACAUGUCCAACUGCCCUCUGCUGUGGGAGAGCCUGCAGGAAGGAGAUAUCAUCUCAAAACUCAUCUGUCCAAGCAAGAACAAGCAGAAUAUUACUCUCACCAAGAAACCAACAGUGAGAUGGUCACUGGAGGAAGGAGUGGUUGCCAAAGAUUUCUCUGAGAUCACUGUUGGACUUCAGCUGGUUGGCUGGAUCAAAAAUAUCAUGCCCUAUGGUGUCUUUGUGGAGUUUCCAUAUGGCCUUUGUGGACUUGCACCCAAAUCAGCCAUGACUGACAAGUUCAUCAGAGAUACGACGAACACCUUCCAGGUUGGCCAGACGGUCAUUGCUAAAGUGACAAACCUCGAUGAGGAGAAGCGGCGAUUCCUGGUCACACUGAAGAUUUCAGAGGUCAUAUCACCAAAGGGGGAUGCCCAGACAAGACUCAUUAAUGGUCUUCAGGAGAGAAGAGCAGUCACUGAAAUGUUGGUUAUGAAAGAUAACAGUGAACUUCAGCAGCAGCUGGCUGCUCUGUCUGUUGGACAGAAACUGAAGCUGACUGUGGAUACUGUGAAUGACACCGGUACCACGUUUAAGUCUGAUGGCUUGAUUGGUGCUACCAUUCUGGCCAAUAAGCACCACAUGAUGGGUGUUAAACUGACCAACGGACAGAAAGUCGGUGCAGUCGUCCUUCAUGUUGACAUGCUUUCUGCUUGUGUCCAUGUCUCUAUCCUUUCCAAGGUGAUGGGGAAGAAGAAAUCUCUGGCUGAAGGGUUGAAAUACACAGCAAUGGUGCAGCACAUAGACAAAGACUUUGCCGUCAUCUCAUUGGGUGACACGGCACAGCUGACUGUGAUCCAGACUUGCAGCCACCUGAAUGAGAUAUUCCUGUCUGAGUCAGAGAAGCUGAAGGCGGGCAUGACUUUGUCAGCUGAAGUUAUUGAACCCAGCUGUCAAGAGCUGCAAGGGCUCCCUUUGGUGUCGUGGGAGCGCAGUAUGCCAGAGCGAAAGCGCACAGCUUCAGAAAACCAGACUGGCCGCAAGGGCCACUGCUUUGGUGAAAUCCUGCAGGGCACGGUGCGGACAGUAAAACCUACCUGCAUCCAGGUUACCUUAGAGGAUGGAAGCUCAGGUAGCGUGCAUGUGUCUGAAGUGGUGGAGCCUGCAGAAGUGCGCCUGGGAUCUUUCCCCACGUCAUCAGUGAAAGUGGGCAGCGUGGUCACCGCCAGGGUUAUCGGAGGACGAGAGGCUUCCAGUCACAGAUUCUUGCCAUUCUCCCAUCCAAAGUUCACAUACACCAUUUCCGAGCUUACGCUGAUACCCAGCAAACUGAAUGAGAGUGUCGAUUUCAAACCAGUUACAGCAAAAGAAAAACUGAGCAGCUAUACAGCUGGGGAGGAAAUUACAUGCUUUGUAUCAAAGUUUAACUCAGACAGAAAGUCUUUGGAAGUCACGACUGAUCCCAGUGUUUCUGGAACGGUUGAACUGCUGGCAAUGACCACUGAUCCUAAAGAUAUCGGCCACCCUGAGAAACUGUACAAGCUGGGCCAAGCAGUCCGUGCCAGAGUGGUAGAAGCGAGCUUCCCUCCUCAUCGCUUUGUGCUGUCACUCACAGGUGUCCAUAAACUGGAGAAAGGCAGCAUUACUUUGGGGAUAGUAACAAAUAUUCAGCCACAAACUGGCCUGCUGGUCAAACUUCCCUUUGGGGGCAUGGGAACUGUUGCUGUCACAGACCUUGCUGAUGCCUACAGGCCAAACCCACUGGCUGUUUACAACAAGGAUCAGUUUCUCAGGUGUUACCUUCUAGAUAAUGAAAAUGACAAGUGGCAGUUGUCUCUGCGACCAUCAAGGCUGAACCCAGAGAAGGCCAAGCCAGCAAAAGACCCAGAAGUGUUGUCCAUAAACAAACUGAAGGCAGGCCAGAUCAUCAGAGGCUAUGUGAAGUCUGUUGGAGAGCAGGGAGUCUUCAUCAGGUUGUCAAGAAGCAUCAUUGGAAGAGCUGAGCUCCAGCAAACCACCAAAUACUUUGUUAAAAAUCACAAAAUCGUCUCUGAGCACCUGCCUCCCAACGCCCUGCUCACCACCAAAAUUCUCAGUAUUGACAAGGAGGAGUUUAUCAACCUCUCGCUUCUCCCUGAGGAAACCGGGAAGCCAGACGUCCUUCCAGAAUCGCUCGGUCUGCCGCUGCGUCUCGUCAGAGAGGAGAAGAAGAAACAAGAUAAGAAGAGCAAGAAACGCCCAGCAUCUGAGAGCGAAGAGAUCUCAAAGAAAAAGAAGAAGGAAUCAAAGAAGGCAAGAACUGAUGAUAAUGAUAGUGGAGUAGAGGUGUACUUCAGAGAAGAGGAGGAUAAGGAAGAUGAAGGAAAACCUGCAAAACAGGUUACAUCCAGUGCAUCGUGUCCAUCUAGACUGCAGGUGACAGCAGGUUUCUCCUGGGAUGUGGGUCUUAGCUCCCUGAAGCCUGCCUCUGCAGCGCAGGAGGAGGACUCGAGUGAUGGAGAAGACCAAGAGGGAAGCACUAAGCCCCAGAAGAAGUCUCGUCAUGAGCAAGAGCAGGAGAAAAAGGAAGCAGAGAAGGCUUUGAUACAGAGAGAGGCUGAGCUGAUGGAUCCAAACCUGCGGCCCCAGGAUGCAGCUGCCUUCGAGCGUCUGCUCCUAGCAUCACCCAACAGCUCGCUGCUGUGGCUCCAGUUCAUGGCUCACCAUCUGCAGGCUACACAGAUCGAGCAGGCCCGCACUGUCGCUGAAAGAGCCCUGAAAACGAUCUCCUUCAGGGAGGAGCAGGAGAAGCUGAAUGUGUGGGUGGCCCUGCUGAACCUGGAGAACAUGUAUGGCACAGAGGAGAGUCUCAAGAAGGUGUUUGAGCGGGCAGUGCAGUUCUGUGAGCCCAUGCCUGUAUACCAGAAGCUGUCUGAGAUCUACGCCAAGUCCAACAAAAUCAAGGAGGCAGAGGGCCUGUAUAAGACGAUGGUGAAGCGCUUCCGUCAGAAUAAGGAAGUGUGGUUUAGCUAUGGGACCUUCCUGCUUCAGCAGGGUCAGAGUGAUGCUGCCAGUAAUCUCCUGCAGAGGGCGUUGAAGAGUCUCCCUCCAAAAGAAAGUGUGGAUGUGAUCGCCAAGUUCGCUCAGCUGGAGUUUCGUUACGGUGAUGUAGAGAGAGGUCGCAACAUGUUUGACAAAGUCCUGAGCACAUACCCAAAACGUACCGACCUGUGGUCUGUUUUCAUCGACCUCAUGGUCAAACAUGGAUCGCAGAAGGAAAUCAGAGCGCUCUUUGAUCGAGUGAUCCACCUGAGUGUUUCUGUGAAGAAGAUCAAGUUCUUCUUCAAGCGUUACCUGGAAUAUGAGAAGACACAUGGCACCCCUCAGAGCGUCCAAGCAGUAAAAGAAAAGGCCAUUGAGUUUGUGGAGGCUAAAGGCACAGAGGGUACCAAGUAAAGUCCAGAUAUAUGCAGGCAAACACCUUAUAAAUGCAGGUGGACACGCGUGACUUGCUGUGUAUUUGUAUCCUCAGAUGAGGAGGAGCAUUUUCCUCAAAAUGACCAAUAUUUUAGCUUGUAAUUAAGUUUUUUGUAAUAGUUGUGGACUCAUGAGUGUUGAACUUGUAUGCUACAAUACUGUGGGUCUAUAAAACAACAGUUUUGUAUGAUAAUGAGUAAAUCAUGUCACGAUGAUUGCUGACUGUUUGAACAGAUUUAUAAAAGCUUCAAUAAAACCUUUGUCAUACGA